AAAGUCUUUCGGAUCGAGCUUCAAGCUUCAGUUUCAGUGCGCGCUUUGGGCAAGCAAAGUAGCAGCUUGGCCGAACGUUCAGCUGUUUGUCGCAGUCGCGUGUCCGACAACGGUCAAUUCUUCUGGGUGCGCGCAGAAGUGACGUUUUACUGUUGGAUGCUGUAAUUGCAGCUUAAACAACGUCCAGUUUCAUCGGCCAACACACUUUUAUGCACUCUGCCAGUGACAGUGUGGAAUAAGUAACUGAAAAUUCAGUUCGCUGAAACCAUCGGAAUAAGAUUGUUUUGGAUAUUGCCGAGGGUGAGUGUGUGUCUUCCGGCUUAACUAUCACUGCCCUUCGACACAUGCCCCCGCUUCGUAAUGAAUUUUUCGCAAGGCAGGGGGCGACUCUAUCCCGCUUACAGCCUAAGCGGUUCUGAGGGUGAGGAGUCACUAGAGCGACGAUACGGAGAACCGCACACCUAUCAGCAUCCCCUCUAUCAGCAGCCGGCCGGCCUGAGCGACACUCCCACCUCAGAAAACGCCUCAGACGCCACUUUAACCGACUCAGAACUGGCGCUUGCUCGAGACUCUACAUUACUCGUCCAUAACGGUUGUUUAUUAGAUAGUGCGCCGCGACCCCCAGAUGUGCCCCCCAGAAACCCCACAAUGAGCAGGCUGAACGGCCGUUUGGCCUCCGCCCCUCCUCAGGAUCCCAAUCAGGACUUUGAGCCCUCCUGUUUGGUCAGAACUCCAUCUGGAAAUGUGUAUAUACCUAGUGGAACUUUGAAUCAUUCGAAAAACUCGGUCAUCGACUACAAACCGAACUCCUCCUGUAACAGUCCCUCCAAGGACAUGAAGAACUCACUCCCAGUAGCCGGAGGAGGAGUGGUGGGCACCAACAGUCUCUCCUACGGUGGUCAAAUGCCAGUGUUACCCGUCCGAAACAAUUUGAGGAGGCCGAAUUCCAGUCACUUUCCUCCAGCCGCAUCCAGGUUCCACUUUAGGAAAGGUCUGGCCUCCAGGUGUACCUGGAAAUGUACAGCUAUAGCCCUUAUAGUGUUGUGUGUGAUUUUGACUGCUGCAUUGUCAUAUAUUUCGGCAUCCAGCCUCCUCAACUGGUCAUAUCAAAGCGCUAAACCGUGCUCAGUGCUGGUUGGCGACAACACACAAAUCAUUCCAGCCUCAAAAACUGCCCCUUCAGAAACGAAUCACUCCACAUCAAGCCGACCCAAGCCUCCCUCGUCGGCAACCUCAUCAUCAAGCGGAGGUAAAUCCAUCGAACCACUAUAUGCCCGAAAACGUAGAGACGUUAGUUCACCGCAUGCCGUGUUUUUUCCAAAUAUCACUACCACUAGUAGUUCUGUGUCGAAUUUCAGCUCUGAGCAUGUAGGUAGUUUGCAUGUUAGUACUGAGGGGCCUGGAGGGUCUAUGUUGCAUGAGGCUGAGAGUUCUACGCAGGUGUUCGUUGUUUCGACUAAUAGUCCUACUGUGUCUGAGUCUGAGGACGAGAUCAGCACUGUUGAGGGAGAAACGACAACUGACGGGGUAAAAACGGAAACGCUCCUUCCUACCACAGAGGAUGAGUUGCAUGAAUUGUAUGGCGAACUGAGCAACGAGGAAAGUAGCGAUGCGGCUCUGUUUGAAGGAGAGGUGAUGGACGCUAAAGCUGUGGACGUGGAUGUGGCUGAAGUCAAUGAAACUGUGGUUAAGUCUGGCGAGCUCCAGCAUGACUCCCCGAUUUUAUUGUAUGAAAAGCCCGCAAGCGGGGAGGAGAAGCGCAAACUUGCAGAUUCCUCUAAAGAACUCACCGGUGCUAAUCUGGCAGAGCCUCCAGAACGGGACGCGCCAGCUCCAGGUCUGAAAAACGUCUACAUCCAACAGGGGAAGUCGGAAGCGUCUCAAACUCCCGUGACCGAGCCUACAGUGAAAGUUUUUGAAAUUCCUGCUGCCAGUUCUGAGGCCACUCCUUCAAAGCGGGUGCAAGUAAACGUGACAAUUUCCACAGAUCCAGAUCCCCAGAAUCCUCAUCAAACUCACUCGAUUUAUGUGCUUUCGGUGUCGGUGCCCACCGAUGGACACGAGCCGGGUGUGGAGCUAAACACUAAAGAAGGCGCUUCGUUUUCUGACAUUCAUGAAGCUAAUAAAGCUAACCCGCAGCCUGUAGAAAGCCCUCAUGGUGGCGCUUGCGAAUGCGAGUGUCCUUGCUUAGACGGUUCUCGUGAACUUCUAGAUUUCAACUCGUCGAAUUACGACUAUGACUGGCUGUUUUCGUCGAAAGAGUAUGGAUUUUCGAAAAGGAAACCCGACUUUACUGUGUCGUCCACAGAGUCCACUGGGACUAGUGAGGUUUGGACCACUAACUGUCCGGAAGUUACCACAAAGCUUCCGCCCCCUCCGACUAUUCUUGUAUUGGAAGGUGCAAGGACGUUUCCAGCUCAGUCCUUUCCCCCCGACGGCACGACCUUCUCCCAAACCUCCCUAGGCAAACGGCUGACGCAAGAAAUUCCUCCCUAUGGAUACUGGAACAUGCAGUUCUACCAUCCAGAGGCCGCUUAUGUGAAGUUCGAAUACACCAUACCCAGAGGGGCCAGCAUAGGCGUUUAUGCUAGAAGGAACGCUUUACCUACACACACUCAGUACGAUAUUCUAGAGGUGUUGAGUGGGUUCAAAGCGCGAACGACCAGAGCUGCUCAUUCGAUUGUUAAAAAAGAAGUCACGCACUACAUGGAGCAAGGCCACUGGUUCCUUUCCCUAUACAACGACGAUGGAGAUGCACAGGAAAUUACCCUGGAAGCCGAAGUGGCUGACGAUAUGACCCAUAAUUGCCCCAAUGGCUGCAGUGGCAAAGGCGAAUGCUUGAUGGGACAUUGCCAGUGCAAUCCAGGGUUUGGAGGCGACGAUUGCAGCGAAAGAAUUCCUGGAACUGGCCUCCAUCUAGUCUACCACAGUUCUCGAGCGGCGGGAUACCUUUCGACUAUUCAACUACAACUCACGCCCGAAAUUGUCCCGACCACUCUGAAACUCAUCCACCUCAGAAUCACCAUCGAGGGCAUCCUGUUCGAAAAGGUGUUCGAAGCCGAUCCCGUGAUUAAAUUCACAUACGCCUGGAACAGAUUGAACGUCUACAGGCAGCGAGUCUACGGCGUGACCACCGCAAUCGUGAAAGUUGGCUACCAAUACAGCAAUUGUAAAGAUGUGAUUUGGGAUGUGCAAACCACUAAACUGAGUGGGCACGAUAUGAGCAUUUCGGACGUGGGUGGUUGGAAUCUGGACAUUCAUCAUAGAUACAACUUCCAUGAAGGAAUUCUGCAAAAGGGCGACGGUUCGAACAUCUACUUGAAGCACAAGCCGCGAGUUAUUUUGACCACUAUGGGCGAUGGGCACCAAAGGCCCUUGGAUUGCAUGGAUUGCGAAGGACAAGCCACCAAGCAACGCCUCUUAGCUCCAGUUGCUUUGGCUAGCGAUCGAGAUGGGUCGAUUUACGUCGGCGACUUUAAUCUCAUCCGAAAAAUCCAAACGGAUGGCACCGUGCGAACCUUGGUCAGACUAAAUGCCACCACAGUGUCGUACCGCUACCACUUGGCUCUGAGCUCAAUGGAUGGGAACCUGUACGUCUCAGAUCCCGAGUCGCAUCGAAUAAUCAAAGUACGCAGCACUGACGACUUCAGUGAUCCCGAUCACAAUUGGGAAACAGUUGUGGGUUCUGGAGAACGCUGUCUUCCAGGCGACGAGGCGCAUUGUGGAGAUGGAGCGUUAGCUCGCGACGCUAAACUGGCCUAUCCGAAAGGAAUCGCAGUCUCCAACGACAACGUGCUCUAUAUAGCGGAUGGGACCAACAUUCGCAUGGUAGAUCGCGAUGGAAUUGUGACAACAGUGAUUGGCAAUCACAUGCACAAAUCGCACUGGAAACCCCUGCCUUGUGAAGGCACCCUCAACAUCGAAGAAGUCCAUCUGCGAUGGCCUACAGAGCUGGCGAUUAAUCCUCUGGACAACACCUUGCAUAUCAUCGAUGAUCACAUGAUUCUUCAGCUGACUACUGAUGGAAGAGUCAAGGUUAUUGCAGGGCGGCCAUUGCAUUGUGCCUCCUCACUGUACAGCUACGACAUGGAUCUGGCAACUCACGCCACUCUAGUGAUGCCGCAAAGCAUCGCGUUUAGCUCUUCUGGAGACCUCUACGUGGCUGAAAGUGAUUCGCAGCGCAUUAAUCGCGUUAGAGUGAUCGGAACCGAUGGAAAAAUCGCCCAGUAUGCGGGAGCUGAGUCAAAGUGCAACUGCUUGGAGCGAGGAUGUGAUUGCUUCGAAGCUGACCACUACCUGGCCUCCAACUCCAAGUUCAACUCCAUUUCGGCAGUAAGCGUGAGUCCGGAUGGCCACGUUCAUAUCGGUGACCAAUCCAACUACCGAAUUCGGUCGGUUAUGGCCAGUAUUCCCGACUCCAGCAUAUCGAGGGAGUAUGAAAUCUACUCACCAGAAACGCAGGAGAUUUACAUCUUUAACCGAUUCGGGCAGCAUAUUGCUACCAAGAACAUUCUUACGGGCGAGACCAGCUAUUUGUUCACUUACAACGUCAACACUAGCAAUGGUAAGCUGAGCACAGUGACUGACGCCGCAGGAAACAAGGUGUUCCUCUUGCGAGACUAUUCAAGUCAAGUGAAUUCGAUCGAAAACACCAAAGGUCAGAAGUGCAGACUGAAGAUGUCCAGGAUGAGGAUGCUGCACGAGCUCAGCACUCCUGAUAACUACAAUGUCACCUUUGACUAUCAUGGACCCACCGGGCUGCUGAAGACCAAAAUAGACAGUAGUGGAAGGAGCUAUGUUUACAACUAUGAUGAAUUUGGACGGCUGACCACAGCUGUGACCCCCACAGGAAAAGUCAUCAGCUUAUCGUUCGACCUGAGCGUCAUAGGAGCUACUGUAAAGGUCAGCGAAAACGAUGAGAAGCAUCUUUCCAUGCUAAUCAAGGGUUCAUCCGUAUCGACCAAAGUGGAAGACUUACGAAAUAAAAUCAUGAUGUAUCCAGAUGGGGGAGUUGCCAGUUUCCGGGCGUGGACUCAUUCAAUUACAACCGACACUGUUCCCUAUAAUAUACUAGCCGACAAAGAGCCCUUGUUGGCCGAAAGCUACCCAAUCCCUAGUAAACAACACACGGAAAUAGGCGGCGACCUGGCAAAUAGAUUCGAAUGGAGAUACUACAUUCGACCGAAUUCAAACACCAAAGGCAACAAGAACAUCCCGCGCGCCAUCGCAAAAGUGGGCAAAAAGCUGCGGGUUAAUGGGGAAAAUAUCCUCACAAUGGAAUACGACAGAGAAACAGCAUCGAUAAGUGUGUUUAUGGACGAUAAAGCCGAACUGUUGAAUGUGAGCUAUGAUAGAUCUUCGAGACCAAUCAGAUUCGGUCCAAAGAACGGCUUGUUUGCUGAAGUCGAGCUGGAAUAUGAUCGGUUUAGCCGGCUCAGCAACUGGAAGUGGGGUGACCUGAGUGAGAGUUAUGGUUUUGAUCGAGCUGGGCGACUGUCGGAAAUUAAAUAUGCUGAUGGGUCGUCUUUGCAGUAUGCUUUUAAGGACAUGUUCAGUAGCCUGCCUCUGAAAGUGACGACUCCAAGAGGCUCAGACUAUCUUCUCCAGUACGAUGACUCCGGUGCCUUGCAGUCAUUAACAACACCACGCGGUCACAUCCAUACAUUCUCCCUCCAAACCUCUUUGGGAUUCUUCAAGUAUCAGUACUUCUCUCCAAUGAACCGACAUCCAUAUGAAAUCAUGUACAAUGAUGAUGGCCAAAUUCUAUCCAAGAUUUUCCCGCAUCAAUCAUCGCGAGUUACCUACAUCUACGACUCGUCGGGUCGUUUAGAAACAUCGAUAGCAGGCAUGACUGCUACGCAUUACGCCUACAAUGAAGUGGGUCUGGUGAGAGACGUGGAAGUCAUUGAACCGAAUAUGGAGCUGAGACAAGAGUUCAGAUAUCAAUCGGGAGUCGUGAAAGAUGAACGGUUGAAGUUUAAUGUGAAGAGCGGUUUGGAUAAUACCCGUUAUAAGUAUCAGUACGACGGGAAUAAUCGUAUUUCCAGUAUCGAUGUUGACAUCAACGGCAAAGAACUUCCGCAACUGAAAGUGAAAUACAACCAAAACAUUGGCGUCCUGGAGACGAUAAGCGACCUGAGAAUAUACCGAAACACCUUCAACAGAUCGGUGAUGCAAGACACUGGCAAACAGUUCUUCAGCAUCACCGACUACGACGAUCACGGCCGGCUGAAGUCGGUGCUGAUCAACAUCAAGUCAUUCGACGUCUUCCGUUUAGAACUCGAGUACGACUUCAGGAACAGAAUCAAGCUGCAAAAGCUUCUAGUUGGGCGGACUCAGUUCAUGGACCGGAUUAGUUACAAUUCAGACGGGCAUGUGCUGGAGGUGAUUGGCAGCAGCAAUUGGAAGUACGUCUACGACGAAAAUGGAAAUAUCCAGGCCACCAUCAAGGAGAAGGAGAAAACCACUCUGGGUUACGACAGUGGAGAUCGCGUGGUUCAGUAUGGAGAUGUGGAGUUUAACAGUUAUGACAACAGCGGUUUUGUGGUGCGAAGAGGCGAGCAGAAGUACCGGUUUAAUCCUAAAGGUCAACUGAUCCACGCUUUCGAGGCCGACAAGUUCCAAACCUGGUACUACUACGACGGACAGGAUCGGCUCAUCGCCUGGAACGACGACAAAGGCAAUGUUACCCAGUACUUAUACUCAAACCCGAGUACUCCAGAGUUAAUCACCCAUUUGCAUUUCCCGAAAACCGGACGAACGUUCCGAUUCCUCUAUGAUACGCGCGAUGUUUUGAUCACGGUGGAAACGCUCGAGCAAAGAUUCUACGUGGCAGCCGAUCAGAAUGGAAGUCCAUUGGCGCUGUUCGACAUCAAUGGAAAUCUGAUUAAGGAGAUUCGCCGAACCCCGUUCGGAAACAUCGUUUUGGACACCAACCCGGACUUUUACCUGCCGGUGGACUUCCACGGAGGCAUCUAUGAUCUCAACACGAAGCUCGUCUAUAUCAACAAGCGGUUCUACGACCCGAUCGUUGGACAGUGGGUGAUUCCAGCUUGGGAGAAACUGGCUUCGAAAUUGACUACUCCAACGGACAUAUUUAUCUAUCGCUUCUUGAACAAUGACCCAAUUAACGCCAAGUACACCACCAACUACAUGACAGACGAAAAGAGCUGGCUUCAACUCUAUGGCUAUGAUAUCCAGAAGAUGCUCGGCUCGGAGUAUAUAGGAAAAAUUGUGUACAAUCCUACCGCAAUCGUAUCCGCCCCUCAAUUGGCUCCAGAUUUUGGAAUCAUGUCGGGAUUGCAAUGCAUGGUGGAUCAAGUGAAUGAAAAAUUCGCCGAUAUCAGCUUCGUACCAAAGCCCCUCCUGAAGAAGGAACCAAAAACCCGAAAUCUUCUUCCUAGAGUGGCGUACCGCAAAUCCGUAUUCGGAGAGGGAGUUUUAAUUUCGCGUGUUGGAAGUCGCGCUUUAGUCAGCGUGGUUGAAGGAGUGAACGGCGUGGUCCAAGACGUUGUCACUUCGGUAUUCAACAACUCCUUUUUCCUCAACCUCCAGUUCAGCAUUCAUGACCAGGACUUUUUCUACUUUGUCAAAGACAACGUGUUGAAAAUCCGGGACGAUUUGGAAGAGUUGAGAAGACUGGGAGGAAUGUUCAAUGUGUCCACACAUGAAAUCACCGAGCACGGCUCAGCGACGCCACUGAAAGAAUUGAGGCUGCAUAAUCCAGAUGCAGUCGUCAUUAUUAAGUAUGGGGCUGAUCCCGAUCAGGAAACGCGCAAGAUUUUGAGACACGCCAACAAAAGGGCGAUAGAACGGGCUUGGGAGCUGGAGAAACAGUUGAUUGCCGCUGGUUUUCAAGGCAGAGGCAACUGGACUGAAGAGGAGAAAGAGGAACUGGUUUCCCAUGGAGACGUGGAUGGUUAUGAAGGUAUAGAUCUGCGUAGCAUUCACAAAUAUCCUCAACUGGCGGACGAUCCAGGCAAUGUGUUUUUUCAACGAGACUCGAAACGAAAACGACGAAAGAGCGGGACACGGCGAGGUCGAAUACAUCGACACGAUUCGUAAUAAAUAUACAAUAGAGGUCAGUGUGAAAGGUAGAGAGUGAGUGGAAACAGAGAGUUAUUUUUAUGUGCCAUAUUGAUAAUGAGGUCAUCAAAUCCUAGUCGUUCGUACAUUAAUUAAUUUAUAGAGAUAAAACACUAUUUUUAAUAAUUCGUGGCUAUUUUUCAUAAAUUCUCGUAAGGGGGGAGCUCGAAGCCAUACAUGUCCAAUAGAGAUUUAAAAUGAGUGAAUGGGGAGGGGCCGGGGUAGGCUAAAAGUUGGUUGCAAAGUUUAAGUCGACCUCGCCGUUCUUCCGCCGCUGUAUAUUGUGUAAAAGCAAUCAAAAGGCCUAUCUCUAAGAAUACAUAUACAUUGUUUUUCCUACAGGGUAGCCUAGAUACUCAUAAAGAUCGCUGUCGUACAUAUAAUCUAAGUCAAGUAAGUCAUUCGGCAUGUUUUGCAUGUACCGAAGUUUCAGCUCCCCAACUCAAUAGUUUCCCACUACCAUCCUCAAGAUUUGUAUUAUAAACUUUUGUAAAUGCAAAAUGUGCCAAAUCAUAGCCCAUUAUCUGCAAAUAUAGUUAAGGCAAUACAAGUUACAUAUGUACAUAAAAGCUUUUUUAUAUGGAACAAUUAUCUAGAACAAUGCUAAGUAAUAAGUAAUUAAAUAGAGAUUGUGUAACAAUGGAUAGAAUCAUGUUAAUGCUGCAAAUUCUUCCUGCAUUUUGCUUUCGAAAUCAAUGUAAAAAAAGUAGAAAGCCAAAGAAUACGAAAUGGUCCACUUACCAGCGUCUUUAUUAGUACUUUUUUCAUGUUGGUUUUUAAGUGAAAUACUUAACUGUGUAGCACGCGACUGAUGUUAAACGAAAAUGAAGACGAUUCUUAUGCGAAUUGUAGAAAAAUAAUCCAAUCAUCCUAGAAGUUUUAGAUGUAAAUAUUAUUUAUAUGAUUUUUUUAUUUUAUAUCGGUGCUUGUGUCUCGGUUUUAUGUGUAGAUCUGAAAAUUACCUGUGCAUUGACUCGCAUUUGUAUUAGAUUAGACCGUACAAAAAAUAGACUUAAAUCAUGUUAAUUGGCCCUUUUUUAAGUGGAAAUUUUACUUGUCGUAAUCAUGGUCAGUUCGCAGAUGUCGGGAGUUUUCAACUAAAUUUUCCCUUCAAACAGGGUCAAAAGCAAAACUACAGCUCUCUUCGAUCAAUUCCCAAGCUGAAUUUUUCAAAUCCAUUUCUAGGUAUUGCUAUAUAUGUGUAUUUAAAUUUAAUAGGUAAGCAAUAGAUCACUGGACUAAAGUAACUAAACAUUCUGUGUGUACAGCUGAUUUUGUAGAGAAAUUCGGGAGCAGGUUGAGCCACUUUCAAUUAUCGCCAGCCACACAUGAUUCUAUAAUCAGAUAUUCUUUCAAUUCUCUUAAAUCGAAUUUUCCAAUAUUGUCAUUUAACAAUUACAAGUGACUCAGCUUGUAGAAUCACAGUCGAUAAAGAGAUCUAUUUUGCAACAAUCCCUCGAAUAAGACUGUGAUAGAACUGUUCUGUUUGUCUGCUGUGAUUAUACCGAGAUUUUACCAUUUUUCGUACGCUUUAUAUUUCGAAUUUUGAACUUCAUGACUCGGUCAGAUGGAACCCCGAUCCUCUGGCACUUGAAUCCAGGUACCUUUCGAUACUCAUUUAAUGAUUAGUGGCAUUUUUAACACUAGUUUUUUUGGCAAAUUUGGCCAUCUCGAAACCUACAUAGACUUUGCUGGUUUCGAGCUGGGAACUUGCAUCAGCGAAAGCUAUAAAAAGCCAAAUAUGGUAUAGUGAUAUUUUUCAAGAAAAUGAAUAAUUGUGACUAAAAAAUUAAAGCAAUACGUCUUCAUAUUGAAUACUUUUUAAAUCAUAAAAUCCUAUUUAUACGUGCAAUUGUUGUCUUCAACGGCACACGAUGGUAAGGAUGGACUCGACACCUUACUAUGAAACUAUAUUCUUAAGGCGAUAUUUUAACUGUGUAAAUAUUUGAUUGUGUAUAUUGUUUUCAUAUGUAAAUAUAUUUUGUUUAAUUCACUAAUAUAAUCGUUUACUAAACAAA
Dendroctonus ponderosae (mountain pine beetle) is the source of this 10103-nucleotide messenger RNA. RefSeq names its product teneurin-m (gene Ten-m). The record is from RefSeq and is a predicted model, not a curated record. Gene Ontology annotation, biological process: motor neuron axon guidance. NCBI's taxonomy places the organism in Eukaryota, Metazoa, Arthropoda, Insecta, Coleoptera, Curculionidae.